AUGGAGAAGGCACCUGUGAAAGGAGGGCCUUUGCAGUCGGUGCAGGUUUACGGGCGCAAGAAAACAGCCACAGCUGUAGCCCAUUGCAAAAGAGGAAAUGGUCUUAUCAAAGUGAAUGGACGCCCACUGGAGAACAUUGAGCCUCAAAUUCUCAGGGCAAAGCUUCAAGAACCAUUGUUACUUUUGGGAAAGGAGAAAUUUGCUGGUGUUGACAUCCGAGUGAGGGUCCGAGGAGGUGGUCAUGUGGCACAGAUCUAUGCUAUCCGCCAGUCCAUCUCCAAGGCUCUUGUUGCAUACUACCAGAAAUAUGUAGAUGAAGCAUCGAAGAAGGAAAUUAAGGACAUUCUCAUCAGUUACGACCGAACGCUGCUGGUCGCCGAUCCCAGACGGUGCGAGCCCAAAAAGUUUGGAGGACCUGGUCCACGUGCUCGUUACCAGAAGUCUUACCGUUAAAAUUAUUUGUACAUUAUCGGCUAAUAAAUGUAGCGACCAA
Molecule: messenger RNA, 493 nt
Organism: Ylistrum balloti
Lineage: Eukaryota; Metazoa; Mollusca; Bivalvia; Pectinida; Pectinidae
Product: small ribosomal subunit protein uS9
Exons: 6
Coding region: 1-453 (150 amino acids)
Biological process (GO): maturation of SSU-rRNA from tricistronic rRNA transcript (SSU-rRNA, 5.8S rRNA, LSU-rRNA); translation
Cellular component (GO): cytosolic small ribosomal subunit; ribosome
Molecular function (GO): structural constituent of ribosome; RNA binding
Source: RefSeq, a predicted model, not a curated record